Molecule: messenger RNA, 1926 nt
Organism: Closterium sp. Naga37s-1
Lineage: Eukaryota; Viridiplantae; Streptophyta; Zygnematophyceae; Desmidiales; Closteriaceae
Source: the annotation of a GenBank genome assembly
AUGGAUUUCCCUGCAGCGCCAACGGCGCAACCCGGGCGGCAAGCAUCCACCAGUGGCGUCGUGCCACGUGUGUGCCACGUCAGCCUGGAGUAUUCCAUUCCAGGGGUGAAUUACUCUGCGUCAGUGGGCGGGCUGUUUAAAGUGGUAGACCUUUUUAUCCGCAAAUUCCCCUUCCCCCUCUCCUUGAUCGUUCCUCGCCUGGCGGAUUUCCCCCUGCCGAGCCUACCUCCUGCCGAGCCUGCGAAGCAGGGCUGGCCAAGCAGCAGUGGCGCAUGCCCCCCUCUCUCACUUUCUCUUCCCCACUGCCUGUCCCCCCUUCUUCCCUCCGUGCCUUCCCCCCUUCUCCCCCCCCCGCCCAGGUGCGCCAGUGCCAGCGCGGAGAUGGUGCUGUAUUCCGCCUCGCCUGGAGCCAAGCAGUGCCAAUUCCCCCCCUCGUUCCCCUUCCCUUCCUCUCCCUGCCCCCCCCGCGCUCCCCUCCCUCCCGCGCCUCCUCCUCCCCCCAGGUGCGCCAGUACCAGCGCGGAGAUGGUGCUCUAUUCCGCCUGGAGCCAGGCAGUGGCGGAUGCUGCUCACGUCAUUGCGCCCCAUGCUGAUGUCAUACACCUGCAUGACUACCACGGUGAGGGGAAGGGGGAUGCAGAGGGGGAGGGGGGAGGGGAGGGGGAGGGGGAGGGGGAGGGGGAGGGGGAGGGGGAGGGGGAGGGGGAGGGGGAGGGGGAGGUGGAGGGGGAGGGGGAGGGGGAGGGGGAGCACUCACCUACUAACUCUCACGCUCUCCUCUCACUUACUUCCAUCUCUUCCACAUUCCUCUACCCCACCUACCCACCCACCUCCCCUUCGUCCUCAGCCUCCUUGGCCCCACUCUACAUGAUGCGAAGGGGCUGGAACCAGCUGCAACAACCACACCACCACCAGCAGCAGCAGCAGCAGCAGCAGCAGCAACAGCAGCAGCCGGAGCAGGAAGGGGGGAGAGAGGAGAAGCCGUUUCCUGCCUUUUGCAUCACUCUGCACAACGGUGACUUUCAGGUGUGUUACUUCCACCUACUCCUCCUCUCCUCUCCUUCUCCUCUCCUCCUGUCCUCCUCCCCUCCUCCCCACCUCCUCCUCUCCUCCUCCACUCCCUUACUCCUCACCCAGCAGCAGCAACAGCAGCAGCAGCAGCAGCAGCAGCAGCAGCAGCAGCAGCAGCAGCAGCAGCAGCAGCAGCAGCAGCAGCAGCAGCAGCAGUACAAGCAGCAGCACUGGCAUCCAGAGCAGCAGUGGCGCACUACCACUGCUGGUAGUACUGGUUUAAACACACACCAUGUGCCGCCUUCUCGGUUUAACGUGCACGGAGCGGGCGGCACCGGUGUAGAGACGGACGGCGGCAGCCGUCUGUUUGUGUUCCUGGGGCGGCAGAGCUACCAGAAGGGCAGCGACUUGAUAGCAGCUGUGGCUGCGUGGGUGUUGAGGGAGCAUCCUACGGCAUGCCUGGUGGUGCUGGGUCCCUGCACAGAUAGGCACGGUCGACUGGCUGUGCAGAACCUCUCCCGCCUGGCCGCCACAGCCUACCCCAACCGUCUAUACACCUCCGACACAGUCGUGACAGCACAGGAGCGAGCAGCACUGAUGGCAGCAGCGGACUUUGUGCUGCUGCCCAGCCGCUUUGAGCCCUGCGGAUUGACAGACGUGGAGUUUGCUUGGAAGGGCGCGCUCGGGUGCGGCUUUCAAGUGGGUGGGCUGGGCAAGACCCCGGGGUUCUACCAGCCGCUCCAGUCGUCGUGCCACGAGCACCAGCAGCAGCAGCUGCUCGCUGCGAUCAAUGCUGCCAUGGCCGCCCCCCCGCUGCUGCUCUCCCUCAUGCAGACGCAUGCCACGCUGCUGCGCUUCUCACCCCAGGUAAGCGGACGCAUGGUGGGGGAGGAGGGCGGGGGUGGGAAGAGGUAG